This is a messenger RNA of Nicotiana tabacum (common tobacco), 1429 nucleotides long. RefSeq lists its product as uncharacterized. NCBI's taxonomy places the organism in Eukaryota, Viridiplantae, Streptophyta, Magnoliopsida, Solanales, Solanaceae. Gene Ontology annotation, cellular component: plasma membrane. The record is from RefSeq and is a predicted model, not a curated record. Gene Ontology annotation, biological process: membrane assembly; regulation of membrane lipid distribution; plasma membrane organization.
CCACGGUAAAGAAGCCUAUUGGAGGCUCAGACCCAACUUUACCUUCCUAGACCCAAUUACAGACAGAUAUGGGUUCCAAAAGCCUUACAACUCCCAAAUGGAAAGAAAUUGAUGGUCCUCAUCUCUCCACGCCUCUGUAAUUCUAAAGAUACCACUUAAAGAUAGAGAGAAGAAACAAAUUUUGAGAUCUAGAAAUGGUGAGGGGAAUUGGUGCUUUUUUCAUGGCCACACUUCUCAUGUGGGUUGUCUCAGUGUUAUUCUUUAUAGUAUUCAACAACCGCACCGAACUGCUUCCAAUCGUUGCGGGUUUCAUAUUCUACCAAUCAGCCAAUUGGGUCGUCCGCAAUUUCCCAUCCUCUCGUAAUAAUCCACUCUUCGUUAACGCCUCUGUAUCUCUCCUCCACUCCUCCACUACCUCUGUUUCGGUACUCUUCAUUUUAGCCAAUCAAUGGAUAAUUAUGACGUCAUCAAGUGACGUAACUAGUAAGAUAUUUGAGCACUCACAACUUGUUGAGCACACUUGGCCAUAUGCAUAUCCAGCUUUGUGCUUUUCAUGUGGUUAUUUUGCUUAUGACCAAUUGGAUAUGCUUCUCUAUAAUCUAUAUACUAGCCCUUCCAUUUUAGUGCAUCAUUUGUUGCUACUUGUCUGCUUCACACUUGCCUUGUAUAAAAAUGUGACGAUUAAUUACCUUAUUCUGACUCUAAUUUGUGAGCUGCAUUCUGUGUUUUUACAUCUGCGUAAAGUGCGGCGAAUGGCUGGUUUUCGUGAUUCGAAUAGUAAUUUUGUGAAGGUAGAAUGGGUUCUUAAUUUGACGAGUUUUGUUGUAGCAAGAGUUGGAUGUCAUGUUCUCAUCACUGUGAAGUUGAUUAGAGAUGCUUCUAAGUUUGACAAGGGUGGUGUGGAGUUUCCCCUUGCACUUUUUGGUAUGGUUGGGAUGAACUUGCUUAAUGCUUUCUUAGGAGUUGAUCUCUUUAAAGCUUAUAGAAGAGAGAUGAAUCCUCAGAGGAGUUACCAGAAUCAUCAUGAUUGACAAUUCGUGAAAGAGAAUGAUUUUUCUGACAUUUCUCAUGUUCUAUAAACUCGUCAACUCAACCGGCCAUUUUUCUUCACUUCAUGCCACUACGUCAAGAGUUCGAGCCUGGUAAGCUUUCAAAUGAAAAGGACUCUCCUGAAGUCAAAGGCGGAUUCAAGAUUUCAACUUAAUGGAUUCAGAUUCGGAACUCCAUAACAUUCUAAGUAAAUUUAGUGAAUUCAAAAUUAUUGUUUGUACUUAUUUAUUAAAUUUUUCAACACAUCUUGAGCCAAAACUAAUAGUAGCUUGUUGACUAGAUUUGCACGUUAAUUUGUAAGUAUACUUGGGUUUUGUUGGAUUCUGAAGGGGCUUGGCUGUAUUUUCCCAAACAUUAUACAAGCAACUAGUAAGUCUUC